Messenger RNA from Malaclemys terrapin pileata, 2173 nucleotides. RefSeq names its product carbohydrate sulfotransferase 9 (gene CHST9). The transcript is spliced from 6 exons. Bases 500 to 1750 code for a protein of 416 amino acids. Gene Ontology annotation, biological process: carbohydrate biosynthetic process; proteoglycan biosynthetic process. Gene Ontology annotation, cellular component: membrane. The record is from RefSeq and is a predicted model, not a curated record. Gene Ontology annotation, molecular function: sulfotransferase activity. Lineage: Eukaryota; Metazoa; Chordata; Testudines; Emydidae.
UCCUCGAGCAGCUCUGCGGGGGCAGAGGCUGGGCUGACUCGGCGUGCGGGGCUCCAGCCUCCGCUGCCCUGGGAGCUCUAGCUAUAGAGGGAGCAGGGGAGGCUGCGAAGUUUCUGCUGGGACCUGAGCUCCGGCCGGCGGAGAUCCCAUGACCAGGGGAGCUCGCAGCUCGGCUUGCGGAGCGGUAGGUGAUACAAGUCCAAUGGCUGAAAGGUGCAAAUUUUGAACAACGAAGGAUACAGAGAAGGAGAGAGGCUGGGCCAGUGUCCAGGACGACAUCCCUCCAUGGAGGCCAGAAAGUUCUCCCCAGCAUGCCACAGCACUACAAUGGAGUCACUAAGAGAGACACUGUUCUUUGGGGAAGGCUAGGGAAAAAAUGAGUGUGUGCUGGGGGAUUAUGAAGAGGUUGCUGUCUCAAAGGAAAGGAUGCUAAAGAAGAUACAGCUAAAUUAAGAACCUAUUGAAAAGUGAAUCAUGCAGCUUUCUGAAAGGAGCUGAAAUGCAGCCCUCUGACAGUGUCAUGAACCUGAGACAAGUCUUUGUGACUGUAUUGAUGUUUGGAGUAGCAGGUCUACUCCUCUUCAUGUACCUGCAGGCCUGGAUUGAAGAACAUCCUACAGCGUCUGGAGAAAAAUUACAACAGCAGAUAAUUAAUCAGGAUUCCAAGCUCCCGCACCCAGAGGAGCUUGCCACAGCACCAAAAAAUCAGAGUGCUGCUGCUAACCUCAACAAGCGACAGACAACUGUAAUCAUGGGCAGACAUUCACAGGAGAAAGCCAGUCCUCUUGGUGAGAUAGCCAGCUCCUUGGUGAGCCGAUUAUCUGAACAGCAGAAGAUGACUAAAGCCUUUCUAAAACAACAAGUGAAUUUAUCACCAGUGAUGCGCCCUUUAAAUAAAAGUUUAAUCAAAGAUGACAGAUGGAAAAACAUAGAUGACGCUCAAGAAAAACGCAGAUAUUUUCUUUAUGACUUCUGUAAAAAAUACAGUAGUGAGAACCGGCUCAGAACCCAUCUAGUGCGUAUGGUAUCCAGAAUAUACGUGGAGGAUAGACACAAAAUCUUAUACUGUGAAGUGCCUAAAGCAGGCUGUUCCAACUGGAAAAGGAUUCUGAUGGUGCUCAAUGGACUUGCCUCUUCGACAUACAGUAUUAGCCAUGAUGCCGUGCACUACGGAAAGCAUCUAAAGAAAUUGGACAGUUAUGACUUAAAAGGGAUACAGACACGUUUAAAUACCUACACCAAGACCAUAUUUGUACGUGACCCCAUGGAAAGAUUGGUGUCUGCAUUCAGGGAUAAAUUUGAACAUCCAAACAGCUACUACCACCCAGUGUUUGGAAAGGCAAUUAUUAAGAAAUAUAGACUUAAUGCACAUGAAGAGGCACUGAAAACCGGAUCAGGCGUGAAGUUCAAAGAAUUUGUCCGGUAUUUGUUAGAUUCCCAGCGCCCAGUAGGAAUGGAUAUACACUGGGAGCAGAUUAGUAGACUCUGCUAUCCCUGCCUCAUCAACUAUGAUUUCAUAGGAAAAUUCGAAACUCUAGAGGAAGAUGCCAAUUACUUUUUGCAAUUGAUAGGUGCUCCAGCAGAGCUGAAGUUUCCUAAUUUCAAAGACAGACAUUCCUCCGAUGAAAGAACAAAUAUGGAAGUAGUGAGACAGUACUUAAAGGAGCUGUCAGAUACAGAGAGACAGCUGACCUAUGAUUUUUAUUACUUGGAUUAUUUAAUGUUUAAUUAUACAAUGCCAAUUGUAUAGCUCUGAAUGAUUUUAAAAUUCUAUCAGACAUUUAACGAUUUUGGCCUCAAACCAGCAACUGUAAUAUUACCAUACAGCUCUGAGUGGAAGAAAUAUAACUGCUAAGUGUAACUGUCUUGACUUAGUUGAGAUUUUAUAAAUGAAAGUGACACCAAUUGACACAAAAUUAUAGGAGCAACGCACAAAAGAGAUCUAUAAACUAUCUAAUUUGCACUAAAAGGUCUGAAAAAAGCUGCUUUUGAGUAUGGAUUAUAUUGUGGAAGCAGUAAUCCAGCCAGCUGUUUCAUUAGCUCAGCGAAUGUUCUUGUAAUGGUUGAAAAACAUUCAAAAUAGCAUGGAUUUGUGUGUGUGUGUGUGUCUAUAUAGGAAUAAUGUGUCAAGUGUUUUGAAUGUAUAUUUUUUGCUGUCUGUGGCAUAUUAAUA